UUGUUUUUUUUAAGUUUGAAAAUACGAAAAAUGUCAAAAGGUAAAAGCGAUGAGCGAAUACAAGAAACUUCGAUAUUGUUCAAAAAUCCGUUUGUUAGCGAAACGAAUGUUAAAGAGGUUGAACAUCAAAAUUUAAAGCGACAAGUUUUAGAACCAAAGAUUAGUUUUACUGUAAUUAAUAGACAGCAAACGAUGCUUAAAGAAGCUAAUGAAACAAUUCAAGAUGCCUAUUGUUAUUUGAAAGCUAGAGAAAGUGAACUAUCGCUAAGAAGUGCAACCCGAAUGAGCAUUCGAGCAUCUCAUGAAUAUAUUCUUUAUUACAAGAUUGGCCAUCUUUAUAUUCGUCCAAUGGGUGUUUUUUCCGGUGUAUUAGAGGAUGAUUUCCACGAAAUUAUUCCAUACAGUUUUAGACGUAGUAAUGGUGAAUUGGAUUGGUUAAACUAUUUGCCUAAUGAUUUGACUUUGGCUUACGAUUAUAAUUUCAUCACUGGAACUUCAAACGGUUCACCAAAAUCUGUGAUGAUCAUGACAAACGACAGUGGUAAAGUAUUUGUAUUUGGCGAAAUGUAUCGAGGUUUUGUAUUUGGUUCACCAUCAACCUUGGAAUUGAAAGGACGAUUAUAUAUGGGUCAGACAAGUACGGAUGGGUCAGUAAAGGAAGAUUCACUUAAAUCAAGCUGUGUGAUUGAAGUGAACAAAGGCUCAAUGGUGGUUUUUAUUUGUGAUUUUUCCCAUAUCAUCAUUCUGCCAGAUCGUGAUUGCCAAAUGACAGUUAAGGCUUUAUUAAAAGAAUCUGAAAAAUCUCUAAAAAAAAGUACAAAAACACCUGACCAGAAGUCAAAACGGUCAUCGCGUAAAAAACCUAAAAAUAUCAAAAUUUCUAUAAGAGAAAUUACUAAGACGACAACCACAACAGCGGGUGAAACUCUGCCAUUAAAAACAGAAAUAAAUGAUCUUCCUUCUCCUGAUAAAAUCUUAGAGAAAAUGGAUCUUAAAAUUCCAAUGAAAACACCCACCAAGGUCUCGAAUAAAGAAGGUGAAAUUAAAAAAAAGAGAUCCAAGUCACAAACAUCAAAGAAAAAAAAUCGAGAAAAAUCUAAACUAUCGCUAAACAAAACUUUGGUGAAUAAAGACGCUUCGAAAAUCAAGAAGCCCGAUAAAAGAUCGAAAUCCAAAAUAAAAAAAUCAAAAUCUUCUAAAUCAAAACUAGGGAUGUUUUUUCGAUCGAAAAAAUCACGAAGUAAAACAGAUUCAUCAAAAAGCUUAAAAACAAAAUCGAUAACCAAAAUGAAAAGUCCGAUAAAAAAUUCGGAAAAAAUGAAUUCAGCUAACAGUUCAUCCACAUAUAAAACCAUUCAAAGUGAAGAUGUUAAAAUGAAAAUGAAUAAAACCAAAUGA
Dermatophagoides farinae (American house dust mite) is the source of this 1398-nucleotide messenger RNA. RefSeq lists its product as uncharacterized. The record is from RefSeq and is a predicted model, not a curated record. Lineage: Eukaryota; Metazoa; Arthropoda; Arachnida; Sarcoptiformes; Pyroglyphidae.